This is a messenger RNA of Dermacentor albipictus, 3841 nucleotides long. Lineage: Eukaryota; Metazoa; Arthropoda; Arachnida; Ixodida; Ixodidae. The record is from RefSeq and is a predicted model, not a curated record.
CGGCAACUUCGGCGUGACUUCCGGAGAGCUGCGCUUCGAGCCCGGCGGCGACGUGUCCGGCGACACGGUGUGGCACGUGAUGUUCACCGUGUUCGUGACGUACGCGAUGCUGCCGCUGCCGCUCAAGUGGUGCAUCGUGUGCGGCGUGCUCGCCUCGGUCGUCAACCUCGUCGUCAGCAGCGUCUACCGCGCCGAGCUCGACCAGCCCGUCUUCGAGCGCAUGAUUCUGACGAAUUCCUGCUUGUACCUCUGCAUCAACUUUGUCAGCAUGUACACAAAGUAUUUGACGGACAGAGCGCAACGAAACGCUUUCUUGGAAACGAGGCGGUCCAUCGAGACUCGCUACCGCACGGAGAAAGAGAUCAAAAAGCAGGAGAGCUUGUUGCUGUCCCUGCUUCCCCGAUUUGUGGCUCAAGAGAUCAUCAAGGACAUAUCGAACGAAGAAGACCACCGGAAAUUCUUCACGUCUCAGUUUCACAAGAUCUACAUCCACUGUUACGAGAACGUGAGCAUCCUCUUUGCGGAUAUACAAGGUUUCACAGCUCUGGCCUCAAGGUGCUCGGCCCAAGAACUGGUCAAAGUUCUGAACGACCUGUUUGCUCGCUUCGACCGUCUUGCAAACGAAAACCACUGCCUGCGGAUUAAGCUGCUCGGCGACUGCUACUACUGCGUCAGCGGCCUUCCGCACGCUCGCCCAGACCACGCGCACUGCUGCGUCGAGAUGGGAUUGCACAUGAUACAAGUAAUCAAGUUUGUUCGCCAGACGACGUGUGUGGACCUGAACAUGAGGAUCGGAAUCCACACGGGCUCGGUGUUGUGUGGCGUUCUGGGACUCCACAAGUGGCAGUUCGACGUCUGGUCGAACGACGUCACAUUGGCCAACCAUAUGGAGUCCGGAGGCAUCGCGGGUCGCGUUCACGUCUCGCAUGCCACGCUGGAAGCCCUGGGAGACUCGUACGCCGUGGAACCUGGAUACGGAGAGACGAGAGACGCCUACCUGAGGCAGCACAACGUGCAGACUUUCCUCAUCAAACGAACGGAACCGUCCACUUACAAGAAGGGCUACAAGCGGCGCAAGCGGCGGAGCAAUCCCGAGGACCGCCAGAGCACCGUCAGCCUCCCGAUGAGCAACGGCGCCAAUGGGGGCGCAGCCACCGGUGAGCACCGCUCCAGCGCCAGCACCAACAGCACGGUGGGCGCCGGGGACGAGGAUGCCGCGGCUGACUGGACGCCGGAGAUUCCUUUCAAGAACCUGGAGUCACUCGUCGCCUUCGCCGACGACGAGACCCUGGAGGACGGCGAGACGACGUUGCCGCCGGGUGCCGAACCGCCGACCUGCGACACGGACCGCCGCCCGUCGAGGCAGGAUUCGCGCGGUUCCUCGGUGCGCCGGAGCCAGAAGUGGCACGAGCGUUCCGGGGGUCAGCACCAGCCGGCGGUGGCGCUGUCGUCGUCGGCGGCGAACGAGGACGUCGACGAGAUCAUCGACCACGAGAUCGAGCUGGAGGGCAACAAAAAGAUGUGCCGGGCGAACGUCAACCUGUUCACCCUGUCCUUCAAGUGCGACAUCACGGAGAACCAGUUUCAACAACAUCAAGUUCACGACACUGUGUUUCGUUCGAACAUGACUUGUGCCUUCAUCACAUGGAUAUUCAUAAUCAUUUGCCAAGCAGUUAUGCUUCCAAAGUCGUUAUUUAUGACGGUGUCAUAUUCUGUUGUGUCCAGCCUUCUGGCUAUUGUUCUUGUGGCUGCGGUUGGAAGCGAGUGUCGGUGGUCUCCAAGUAACCUUGUGAAGGUUUCCAAGCUUUUGGAAGAACAGUGCUUCUGGAGGAAUAUCGUUAUUUGUUCUACAAUCCUCGUGAUGUACAUUGCUUCCACUGGCACCAUGUUUGUCUGUGACCGCCAGUCCAGCAACUCGACGGAUCAGUGUCGCCAUGAGCCGUCGGAUAGUUCCUUGUGUUGCUAUCCCCAGUACUACGUAUUUUCUUGGAUGUUGUACAUGGUUGCCUGCUCUGCCUUCAUCAAACUCAACUACCUUAUAAAGGUCGCCAUGCUUACUGCCAUGGCGGUAACGGACAUACUGCUUGUCAAAGUGUUCUUUCCGGACGUAUUCAGAAGGUCUCACAAGGGCUACAAUGUGAUUGUUUCAGUGGAAGACCGUAUGCCCAUCUUGAUCGCCGUAUUUUUCUACAUAGUUGUCUAUCACUGCAGACUGACUGAAGUCACCUCAAGGCUGGACUUCCUGUGGAAGCGCCAAGCACAGGCUAACCUGCAGAGCAUGCGCGAGAUAUGCACCUACAACACGCAACUGCUACGCAACGUUCUUCCCGACCACGUGGCAACCUAUUUUCUUACUCACGACAGAAAGAAUGAGGAGCUCUAUGCACAGUCUUACGUCUGCUGCGGCGUGUUGUUCGCCUCCAUACCAAACUUUGCAAAUUUUUACUCCGAGGACGUCAACAAUGGCGUGGAAUGCAUCAGGCUACUGAAUGAAAUAAUAUUUGACUUUGACCAGCUGCUCGAUGACGAAAGGUUUCAAUGCCUGGAGAAAAUCAAGACAAUCAGCAGCACCUAUAUGGCGGCUUCUGGCCUAAACCCUAAAGACCAGAACCUUGCAUCAUGGGUCCACCUAACAGCUCUGGUGGACUUCGCCAUUUCUAUGAAAGAAGCCCUUGAAGAUGUCAAUAAGCAUUCCUUCAACAACUUCAAGCUGCGUGUAGGAAUAAGCCACGGUCCGCUGGUCGGCGGCGUGAUCGGGGCGCGCAAGCCCGUGUACGACAUCUGGGGCAACACGGUGAACGAGGCCAGCCGGAUGGACUCCACCGGGGCCCUGGACCACAUCCAGGUGCCGCGGCCCACGGCUCAGCUGCUCGAGGAGCACGGCUACAGCGUCCAGUGCCGUGGCCUCGUCCAGGUCAAGGGCAAGGGCACCAUGGAGACGUACUUCGUGCUGGGCAAGAAGAUCGCGCGCGCGCGCUCCAUGAACCGGAAUCCGAGCACCAGGAGCACGCUGGCUGCCUUCGUCUACGGGCUCGUGCAGGCCCGCAAGAAGCAGGCCCUCGGUUCCAGCCUGAGCGUGCCCAGCCCCCGGCAGAGGACGUCCCCGAACGCCGGCUCCUUCAUGCGCAAGCAGAAGCUGCACCGCAUGCUGUCCGAGACGCCCAACUCGGACCGCAAGCGCAACAGGCUACGGGAGAGGAGGAUGACCGAGACGGCCGGCAGCAGCCAGUCCUUCCCGGACAUGCGCAGUGCGGACAGGGACGAGCCUUUCAACUCGCCGUGACGUGCUUUGGUGCGCGAACGCGAGUGCGCGUCAAGCCACAGUGCGUGUGUUCCGGCAUGCGCGGGCGCGCGUGUGCGUGUGUUUCAGAGCGCGCGCGCGCGCGCGCGCACGCAGGAGCAUCGAGUUGGCGGCAUUUGUUCGGAACAGUGUGGACGGACCUUCUUCGCCGGAGGCCGGCCGUCUCGAGAGGCGAUGGGACGAAAUGUGGACUUGCCUUGUCUCGCGAGAAGAAAAAAAGCCUGUCCCUGAAGUCGUCCUAACAAAAAGGAGCACGAGCCACGACGAAGUUACUGCUUUUGCGGCGCAUCGGACUUUCUGCGCCGACACGCCAAAGGACUUUUUUUCGAAACGAACUCUGCUGACCUGCGCCGAUCCUUGGUCCUGUACACCGUCAUAUGCCAUAAUCAUCACCGACAGCGUGGUGCUAACUGAAGGACGCCUCACGCACCGGUGCCAUUUGUCGGGGAUCACGUGUUCUGUUUCAAACGCCUAAUCGUACCCAUUGUUACUAUUUUACCAGAUGGCUAAUAAAUAUUAAUUUCUGUAGACAUCAGCAAA